Molecule: messenger RNA, 1092 nt
Organism: Nerophis lumbriciformis (worm pipefish)
Lineage: Eukaryota; Metazoa; Chordata; Actinopteri; Syngnathiformes; Syngnathidae
Source: RefSeq, a predicted model, not a curated record
AUGGUUCUGCAAGAGAAUGAGUGUGACUCUGUCUUUGAGCCACACAUCAAAGAGGAGAAUGUUGACACUCAGUAUGGGAAGGUCCACUGCAUCAUGAUGGGGACUCCCAGGGCAAACCGGCCAGUCAUUCUUACCUAUCAUGACGUUGGACUGAACCACAAAUCAUGUUUUGAGACUCUGUUUACGCAUGAGGACAUGCAAGAAAUCCUCAGACAUUUUCCCGUUUGUCAUGUUGAAGCCCCUGGACAACAAGAAGCAGCCAAAACAUUCCCUACAUCGUAUUCCUACCCAUCCAUGGACCAACUGUCUGAAGCGCUAACCACUGUGCUCAAACACUUUGGGUUGCACAGUGUGAUUGGGCUGGGAGUUGGAGCAGGCGCCUGCAUUUUGGCAAAUUUUGCUCUGAAUCACCCUGACCUCGUGGAUGGAUUGGUUCUGAUCAACAUCAACCCAAAUGCUGAAGGAUUAAUAGAUACUGUUGCUAACAAGAUUACUGAAUGGACCCACACUCUCCCUGACACAAUCAUCACACACCUAUUCGGAAAGGAAGAAAUCCAGUCCAACCAUGAUCUCAUAGCUACAUACCGCCACCAUAUUACUGCAACCAUGAACCAGUACAAUGUGGGACAGUUUUUCCGUGCUUACAACAGCCGCAGUGCACUUGAGGUUGAGAGGCCUGUUCCUGGAGGAAAUGUCAAUGUGAGGACCCUAAAAUGCUCCACAUUGCUGGUUGUUGGCGACAACUCUCCAUUUGUGGAUGCUGUGGUUGACUGCAACUCUAAGCUUAACCCAACAAAGACCACAUUUCUUAAGAUGGCGGACUGUGGAGGACUUCCUCAAGUGGCUCAGCCAGCCAAAGUGAUUGAAGCCCUCAAAUAUUUUAUCCAAGGCCUGGGAUACUUAUCUAGUGCCAGUAUGACCAGACUUCGGUCAAGGACCACCUCGAGCUCCAGCGUCUCGUCCAUGGAGAGCUCUCGGAGUCGGGCGCAUGAGAAGCGUGGACGCUCCCACACUGAUGUUUCAAUGGAGAGCAUCUCUAAUAGCUACAUGGACCGAGUCAUUUCAAAGUCCACACAUGAAGUGGCAUGCUAG